CAAGCCAAUAUUUCAGCAGGCACAGAUCUUGCGAAAAGUUUGCCAAAGAUAUCUAAAUCGUUAAUAAUAGCAGUUGUCAUAUUGUCAUUCACGGAUCUCACUGACGCGAGAAAGGGAGGCGGUGGUGGAGGCAAAGGCGGCGGCGGUGGAGGAAAAGGCGGCGGUGGAGGCAAAGGCGGCGGUGGAGGCAAAGGCGGCGGCGGUGGAGGAGGCAAAGGCGGUGGUGGUGGAGGCAAAGGCGGCGGCGGUGGAGGCAAAGGCGGUGGCGGAGGAGGCAAAGGCGGUGGCGGCGGAGGCAAAGGCGGCGGCGGCGGUGGAGGAUCAUCCUCUAGCGGAGGUGGCGGCGGAGGGUCGUCAUCUUCUGGAGGUGGCGGCGGAGGAUCAUCAUCCUCUGGAGGUGGCGGCGGCGGUGGCGGCGGUUCGUCGUCUUCUGGAGGUGGCGGCGGAGGCGGUGGCGGAUCGUCAUCUUCUGGCGGCGGUGGCGGCGGCGGCGGCGGUGGAGGAUCAAGUUCCAGCGCAUGGAGAAGGGUACCCACCGAAAGUAGGGCAUGGUUUCUGGACAGUGAUGACCUCAAGAGGAAUGAAACCAAGGAACCAGGGGAAGAGGGGGAGACGGGAUUCGGUGGCUUGGAACGGGACACAGCCAAGACCAAAUUGCCGCCUGAGAUGGCGGCUAUUUUUACGCGUAUCCUGGCCGUUUCAGGUGGUGGCCAAACGGUUUUGGCCAAACAG
Molecule: messenger RNA, 732 nt
Organism: Notodromas monacha
Lineage: Eukaryota; Metazoa; Arthropoda; Ostracoda; Podocopida; Cyprididae
Source: the annotation of a GenBank genome assembly